AUCCUCUAGAAGAUGUUUAUUUGACAAAUUUGGAAGGGGCAGAAGUGAAGUGAAAUUAGUCAAAUUACACCGUGGUUGCUUCUAUACGUCGUCGUUUAGAUUUCCGACUACCCAAAUCGCGGAAGACAGUAACACAUAAAUCAGUUAAAUCUCCCUCCGGUUGCUUCCCUCGACAAUGGCCGGAAAGUCUGAAAAUUUCUUCAAACUUUACGGCUAUGAUCUGCUGUUGGCUUCGAUCGCCUCCUUUUAUGUCUUCGCUGUACCCUACACUAAGGUUGAAGAAAGCUUCAAUGUUCAGGCCAUGCAUGAUAUUUUAUAUCACAAACAUCACUUAGAACAGUAUGAUCAUUUUGACUUCCCCGGAGUUGUUCCUCGCACAUUUGUUGGUGCCUUCUUUGUAUCAAUUUUGGCGUCUCCCAUUGUCCUAGCAAUGAAUUUGGUACACUUGCCAAAGCUUUACAGUCUUUAUGUGGUUCGAUUGGUCUUAGGCUGUAUCACUUUGUUUACAUUGCGGUUUUUUCGGGUACAGAUCAGAAAGAAAUUUGGAUAUCAAGUUGAAGCAUUUUUUGUGAUCCUGACAGCUUCUCAGUUUCAUGUACUGUUUUAUUGCUCUCGUCCUCUUCCUAACGUGUUGGCAUUUUGUUUAGUUAAUUUGGCAUAUGGAUUUUGGCUCAGGGGGAGUUUCUAUGCAGCAUUAAGAUGUUUGAUUUUUGCUACAAUCAUCUUCAGAUGUGAUAUUUUAUUGCUUCUUGCCCCAUUGGGCUUGGAACUGUUGCUGACAAAAUCAAUUUCUCUGUGGAAGGCAGUGAUAUCCUGCUUUGGAACUGCUUUAUGCUGCAUAGGUCUUACAAUCGUGGUUGACUCUGUCAUGUGGAGGAGGUUGUUAUGGCCUGAAUUUGAGGUUUUCUGGUUCAAUUCUGUGUUGAAUCGGAGUUCUGAAUGGGGUACACAUCCUUUUCAUUGGUAUUUCACUUCAGCAUUGCCCCGCUCAUUACUUGCUUCUUAUCCCCUCUUUGUGCUUGGAGUUUUACUGGACAGAAGGAUUUCCUUCUACGUUCUUCCAGUUCUCUCAUUUAUUUUACUGUACUCGAAACUUCCACACAAGGAGCUCCGUUUCAUCAUCAGUUCCAUCCCGAUCUUCAACUUGUCAGCAGCAAUUGCAGCAAGCAGAUUGUAUAAUAACAGGAGAAAGAGUUUCUGGAAUCUUCUCUACAUUGGUAUGCUGGGAUUGAUCUUGGGGAGUCUAGGAUGCACGCUGAUUUUUUUCAUGGCAUCAUAUGAGAACUAUCCUAGCGGCUAUGCUCUAAAAGCCUUGCACAGUAGGGGCAACAUGUCAAACUAUGUAGAUGAACUCCAGGUUCAUAUUGACACCUUCUCAGCAAUAAACGGAAUUUCCCGAUUUUGUGAAAACGGCUAUCCUUGGAGGUACUCGAAAGAAGAAGGUAUUCAUCUGGAAGAGUUUCAGAACAGAAAUUUCACUUUUCUUUUAAAUGAACACUCUGUCAUCGAGGGCUUCAAAUGCCUAUUCACUGUGAAUGGAUUUUCGGGAGUUCGCCUGCAAAAAGGAUUUCCUCCUAUAUCACUGGUGAAGGAACCGAAAGUGUUUGUUCAUGGAAGUAUAAGAAGUGCAGACAUUAUGCAUAGAAGUUGGCCGCAGUGCACAGCCAUAUCUUGAGAGAUCCCAAUUGCUUUUGUCGAAAUUCAACUGCCUGACAGCCGAUCCCUUAUAUGUGUCAAUCUACCAUGCUUCGUGAUAUUUGCUAUUCUAAAAGCUGGAAACACACUGGAAAGGUUAGUCCGUCGUGGAACUCUGGGCAUUACGUAUUUACGUCCACUUAAACAUCAACCAGACUCCUGUUCAAAGCUCCAAGAGUAGUACGUUUUGAAAACUCGAUAACAUAUAUCUAUCUGUUUUCUGGUAAAAGCGUCAAUUUCUUGGGAUAUUCUUGACAGAUUUAUCAGAAAAUUCGUGUAUCCCUUUCCCAUACACAUUUUGGAACAUAUUUUGCAGGAAAUAUUGAAACUUGAAAGAGGCUCCUUUAAGUCUCUGUUUCUUA
Molecule: messenger RNA, 2057 nt
Organism: Ipomoea nil (Japanese morning glory)
Lineage: Eukaryota; Viridiplantae; Streptophyta; Magnoliopsida; Solanales; Convolvulaceae
Product: dol-P-Man:Man(7)GlcNAc(2)-PP-Dol alpha-1,6-mannosyltransferase
Exons: 21
Coding region: 176-1675 (499 amino acids)
Biological process (GO): protein N-linked glycosylation
Cellular component (GO): endoplasmic reticulum membrane
Molecular function (GO): alpha-1,6-mannosyltransferase activity
Source: RefSeq, a predicted model, not a curated record